CCUCUAGCUAGCUGUUUGUUCAGCUUUGCUCGUUCAAGACCUGCAUUUCCCCUGGGGCCUAGACAGCUACUUCUUGACCCAUCGUUGUCUUUUACAAACAUUCUCUCUCUCCCCCCCAGCUGGAUUCCAUCCUUUCCCGCAUUGUUCUUAUCCGCAGCAACACGGCUUGCUUCUCUUUCUCCUCUGCUGGUUGCUUUGCUCUCCCUCCCUCACUACUACUUCGCUCCCUUUCCUUGUCCGCGGGCGCUCAAUCUCCUACGCUCCUAUUUCUAUCAAAUCCCCCCGGUUAAAUCACUCCCAAUCCUUCUUCCCCCCGCUCCCCCAUUCACUUCGUUGCCGUGUUUCUAGGUCCCCAUCGAACGGGCUAAGAAAAUGUCAUGGCAGCUGCCCCGCUAGACAGCUCUAGCACCCCGCCUGACGCUAUCUCGACUGACUCGACGCGUCCGCUCGGCCAUCCCAUGGAAGAGUCCGACCCCCAAUCCACCCGGAAACGUCCUCGUCUCGACAGUGGAAGCCGCGCCUGUGAGUCGUGGUCCGCUUCCAACGAAACUGCCGCUUCUCGACUCUCCAACCAUAUCCCGGAUGCUCCUGCCACAACAGCCCAGGAAGCUUCUCCAUCUUCUCGCCCCGCCAGCCGAGUGGCCAUCAAGCUGAAGCCUCCCACUUCUGGUGAUAAAAUGGCGUCUGCUCCUGAAGACUCACCGGCCGAACAUUCCAGCGGCGAUCUCCCCGCUCCAUCCGCGGGCGAGGCCGGCGUUGACAUUUCUACCGCCAUAUCGCUGUCAUCAUCACCUGCACAGAGCCCGGAAAUUGAAGUGGCCGACCUGGAGGAUAUGGAUCAGGACCCCAAUACCUCCAGUUGGAAAUCGCUGGGUGAGGCGAUGCGGGAACCAGAAACACCAGACGUGGUGCAGCUACAAGCGCCUCUGACGGAUACAUUCCCAAGGAUUCACAUGGGAAACGAGUUGCGGGAGAACCUGGAGGAGAUUUGUGCGAUAAUUGAGAAAGGGUCGCAGCACGAUAUCCCAGUCUUUAUUGCUGUGAAAUGUUGGCUAGAUGACGUUGCAAAUAAUUUGGAUCAGUUGACAUAUGAAGUACUGGCGGAGGACCGGGACUUUUGGGAGGAGCUUCCCACGGUCGUGGAUAGCUUGUUACGCAGAACCUCAGAGUUCCUACCGGAUGAAGGUCGAGGGCCAUGGACUUGCUUACAGGAGUUUUUCCUCGACUAUGCUCAAUUAGCGCUUCAGAUCGUGGGCUUGGAUACCUUUUUAUUAACCCAAGUCAUGGAAGAUGCAGAUGCACAGAUGUCAGAUCCAUUGUCGAAAGCUUACCUGCCGUCACUGGGUUGGGUUCUGCAGCUGAACAACAUCCCGUUCUUCCGUGCCAUGGAGAAGAUGCAUGGGUCUGAAGUUUCGAAUCUUCUUGCUCGUACCAAUGAUCAGGUCGCCUCUUCCCCCUUAGAUAUUGUCCAGCGGUUGUCCGAACAUGCCGUUUGUAUACUCACUCUCAUCACCCGGUGGCCUCAGCUAUCUACUUCCUUGGUCUCGAUUGUGACUAUCGUACACAACCUACUAGAGUCAGGGAACGAGCGGCGGAGGUACCGCGCGGACGAUGCUCUAAUGAACUCUUCGGUCUACUCUCGCACCAUGAAACGGGCUUACACUUUGAUCCGCGCUGCGGAUGAUAAGUACCAGACCCACAUUACCAAGAAGUCGCCUUGGGUGUCUAGUGAUACGAGCGAAUCCAUGCUUCGCCUCAUAGCCCAUUCAUACCUCACGUUAUGUCGCCGUGAUCCAGACUUCUCUUCGCAGAUCGCUAACGAUCUCGCGAUACAACUUCUAGAAGGCCUCACGCCCGAUGAUCGUUCGUACAUCAUUCACUACGGCUGGAAAUUUGCCGUCCUGAAGAAACACAUCAUGGAUGGACGAAUGGAGCUACGUGUUCAUGGUAUGGAAGCAAUGCAGACGGAUCUGGUCAACGUAUGGAGGCAACACAUUCAGAACAAUCCCGAUGGCGUUGAGCACCCUGUGGUCCAGUACCUUGUGGGCUUUUUACGACAAAACCGGAUUGUCGAAUACAUUGUGGGGAUUGAUUCUCACCCUCAGCUGAUUAGCAGAAGUGGGAACAUUGUCGGAUUCCUGGUGGUCACGUCCACAUAUACCGAUGCUGACACUGACACGAUAUGGAAGACGGUAACAGAGAGCCCAGAUCCGCGAACAGUGUCCGAAGUGCUAGGAAUGCUGGGCAAGACUUUCCAUAUGCAUCUGCCAACUUCGCCUGCCUUGCUAUAUCUGUGUUCCAAGCUGCUGGAUCUUCCAUUGUCUCGCUUCGAUGCACGGAUGAUAGACUUCUGUGAGCAGCUUCUUCACCAAGUGCGAGAGAAAUAUAGCGACAGAACUCGUCGUGACCUACAAGAUCAGAUUCAUGUCGAUGCCAUUCCGUUGCGCUUGUGCGUGCGUUUGAUUCGUGAGAGUGCUGGCGCCGAUGAUUUGCCUGUCGAACACAAGGCCCUUCUCCAAAAGUUUGCGGGUGCUCAGCUUAGUUCAUUCAUGGAAAUCGGCCUGAGUGAGGUGGACAAGAUGGAGACUUAUGAGCAAUGUCUUCAAGACAUCGCUGAAAUGAAUCAGUUCACUGUUGGCAGCAUCCAGGCCUUGAAUGCCCUUCUUACCAACCAUGACAUCCUUGAGCUUCGAAAGCUUGCCGAGGAAUUUGAUCUGACCCGCUUGGUGAUCACUGAGUUGGCCCAGAUGGUGGGCAUGGACCAGACGGACUUUACAGAUCCUUUUUCUCUAACCGGAUUCUCUGCGAGGAUUCAAAUGCUAGCCCGGAUUAUUGAUAUGGUGCCUGACUCGAUCACCCCGGAACUUGGUGAUUUGCUUUGGCGCAAGGUCUUCAUGUGCAAGACUCUUGCACAGCAGGGUAGAAGAGCUCUUUGGGAUAUGCUAUGCGGAACUACCCGGUAUAGCGCCCAAGCGAACUCGUUUAUUGAACGCUGUAUCCAGGUCUACUUACCCGAGCUCUCGCCUUCUGAAGACUACCUCCCCGAGGUGCUUCUGUUUGCAAAGCAAACCAUUAACUACGAGGUCCGUUUUAAUCCUCCACCAAUGGCCGGCGAGAAUGAAGUUGUGACAAUCCCGGGUAUGGAUCGGAUCUGGAGCUUUAUUCUGACUGCUCCGCCUGGUACGAUUGAGACGGAUGCGACCGCUUUCGCAAUUGAGGUUUACCUCGACCAGGGCGUGAUCAACCGGUCUCCACGUUCUGCUGUUGAGGCUACUCAUAUCGCGCUGGUGGAUCGUUGUGUCGACCAGCUCAAGUCUGCCGCGUCGAGGUUGAAGGCAUAUCGCGGGGAUAUUAGCACAACUCAGGACGAACCAAUGCAGGAAGUGGCCUCCAAUCCUGACAUGGUCCAAGCAGAGGAGCUGAGAUUCAGCCGCUCAUUACUUUUUCUUCGCCAGUUCCUACAAGGCUUGCGGAGUCGUCCCCAGUACAGCCCGCCCCAAAAUUUGCCGCCCGACUUACCUGGCAAGCCUGUUCAAGGGGAGGUAAUCGAUAUCCGCUAUCAAACUUUCAAUGGCGGCACCCAGUCAAAAGUUCGCACAUUGCCCAUCGGAGAUCUGUCAACUGCAGCGGAGCUUGUUGAAACACUCGUGCGUGUGACUGGCUUCACUAAAUUCAGCACGAUAUCUGGUGGUCAAAGGACUGACCUUCUUGAGAAGCCUGAUAUGACCAUUCGGGACUUGAAGCUCGGCUCCGGAUUACUUCUCAUCAGGCGAGAUUCAGACAGCCGCGAACUGGCGCUUGCCGGUAGACGUCAGUCUCUGACCCUGGUCGAUUCUGAGGUACUCAAACACUUUGACGAUCUCUACGAUCUUCUCGUACUCGAGGACCACUUAGCACGAGAGAUAUAUGAUUUUCUGGUCGUUUUCCCGCCGCAAGACAGGGUUCUGCAAUUGGUGAAGUCCGUCGACAAGACUGAGGACGACAUGUUCCCGAUGGACAAACCGUAUAGCCUUCUUUACUCAGUAAAUGCGCUUUCUGUAACCCUACGGGAAGAGUCUCUCGAGGCGUCACCAAAUCAAGAAUGUGUGUCUCAUAGCGUCAGCGUCCUGGUUUCUGCCUUGACGCGCCCCGCGAUGUCAGAUGCUUUGGGUAGCAGCCCCGCGAAGCUUCUGUUCGCAACUCAUAUGGUCGAGUGCCUUCUCUAUGCUCUUCUGGUACGACCGGCUCUCCCAGGUGAAGCCUCUACAGUACCAAAUCCAGCGGCAUUGGCCCAGCAACUCUUUCACUUCAUGGAAGUGGCGCGACGUCUACCAGGGUCCUAUCUUCCAGAAACUGGAAUUGCCAAGUUGAUCUGCAACUCAUUCGCCGUGCUGACUGAGGGCUCGGUGCGGGACCUUAGUUUCUGGGAAGCCAUCAAGCAGCAGGCACAGUUCGACGAACUCCUUCGCUCACUUCUUCUGGAGGAACAUCGUCAACCAAUUCGGAAAGGCAUCGCGGAGAAUGUUGCUGUCACUUGCAGUCCCUCCAAAUUGCUUAGAAAACCAUCAAAGUCUGUUGGGUCAGACACACAAGAGACACGAGGCGCAUCAGCGUCUGAUAAUCCUAUCCGGAUUGAGAUUCUUGCGACAAUCUGGGACGCUUUUGUCAAGACUUUUCCGGUCACACUAGAUCAUGCGCGCCAGUGUCAGGAAUUUUUCGAAAUUGCCAAUCUGGUUUUUCGCUCGGUUGCGGAGAGGUCACCACAUGAUCUUGCAUUCAGCGAAUACUUGAAACAGUGGAGUGCCACCAUGCUACGCCAUCGGACAGAAGAGUUUGUUGGCCGCGAGCCCGUGGACCAUCUUAUCUUGGGCUUUUCUCGUCUUCUGAGAUUGUGUCUGGACCUGGCAAGUUCCAAUGACACCACAGUGGAUACCUCCGACCUCGCCGAGAGCCUGUUCGACCAGUACCUCUUUCCCGACCUUUCACUAUCCUCCACCGCUGUUGUCGCACCCCAAAUUCCUGUCAUGCACGGGCAAACCCGCCAGGAGCUGUACAGUAUCCUGUGUCAGCUCUGCAGGGUCGACGAGGACUACUCGAAAAUUGUGGAGCGUCUUGAAGAGAUCAUUCCGCUAGAGGACUACACUUAUUCGCCCUCUUGGGGGUUUGACCGUUACAAAAUGAUCCGAUCACCAGAAGGCUAUGCCGGGCUGAAGAAUCUUUCCAACACCUGCUACUUAAAUUCUCUUCUGACCCAGCUUUUCAUGAACGUCGGGUUUCGUGACUUCAUGCUGCAGCUUCAUCUUGAUGAUCCAGAGGGCACCCAAAGGCUGCUCUUUGAGACGAAAAAAUUGUUCGGGUACAUGCAGGAGACGUGGACCAAGAGUGUCGACUCGCAGGCAUUUGUUGACACGAUACGCACGUAUGAUAAUGAGCCGAUUGAUGUUACCAUCCAGAUGGAUGUCGACGAGUUCUACAAUCUCCUCUUUGACAGAUGGGAGGCCCUGAUCUUGGAUCCAGAAUGUAAGAAAAAGUUUCGGUCGUUCUACGGCGGUCAGUUGGUCCAGCAAAUCAAGUCCAAAGAAUGCCCCCAUAUCUCCGAGCGCCUUGAACCGUUCUCUGCCAUUCAGUGUGAAAUCAAGGACAAAGCGAGUCUCGAAGAAAGCCUACAAGCUUAUGUCGAAGGAGAGAUCAUGCAAGGAGACAACAAGUACUCUUGCACAUCAUGCGGGCGCCAUGUCGAUGCCGUUAAACGAGCUUGCCUGAAAGAUGUGCCCGACAAUCUCAUAUUUCAUCUGAAACGCUUCGAUUUUGACAUGGUGACAAUGUUGCGAAGCAAGAUCAAUGACGAAUUUCAGUUCCCGGAAUUCAUUGACAUGAGCCCUUUCAAGGUUGAAUAUCUCUCGGACCAGACUGCUGAAGUCCAGGAGGACGUCUUCGAGCUCGUCGGUGUCUUAGUCCACAGCGGUACGGCUGAAUCCGGCCAUUACUACUCGUACAUCCGCGAGAGACCUACCACUGAUGCCAGAGGCUCAUGGGUCGAGUUCAAUGACUCCGAUGUUAGCCGAUUUGAGCAAGGAAAGCUUGCAGAUCAGUGUUUCGGUGGAUACAACGACUCCCUGCAGUCCUCUGCCAUGGGCCAGGUCCGGUUCAACAAGGUCUGGAACGCGUACAUGUUGUUCUAUCAACGUGUUUCCAGCAUGGAGGCAGCGAAGACGAUCUACAACCCCACGAAACCGCAUCACCCUGUACGCGUGCCCUUGCCCGUGGCUCUUGCGAAUCAUAUCGUCAUGGAGAAUGAGAUCUUCAUACGGACUUACUGUCUGAUGGACCCAUACCAUGCGCUCUUCAUUCGGUAUCUCCUUUCCAUGCUUCAUGAGACCAAGGAACCCAGGAGUGAAAAACGGUCCAAGCUAGACAAGUCUAUGAUUUUUAUCGCCUUAGACACACUCGAGCAGUUGCUUUCGAGGGCCCGGGAACUAUUAGGUCUUGAGACAUUUGUGACUGAGAUCCUGGGGGUCAUUACCGACGUACCGAAGGCCGCUUAUAGAGUCCUGCAGUGGUUCGAACGCAAGCCGGCAGCGAUCCGCAACUUGAUCCUCAGGAGUCCCCACGCCGCUGUCCGCAACAGUUCGAUGAGGAUUAUUAUGUGUGCUCUUUCAAAACUGCAAGAUCUCCACCAGAAGGCGGAUGACGGGAGUACCGACAAAGAGAAAUGGCAAAUGCGAUACCUGGACGGCUUCGAGAAUGUGGUAGGCACAUUGGAUGGCCUGUGGUCGACCCUCUAUACUGCCAGCCGCUCAUGGGACGAUUAUUUCGAGUUCUUGUUAUUACUUGCAAGCUUCGGGCAACACGAGGCCGGCAUAGUGCUCAACAACGGGUUCCUUCUCAAGUGCCUUGAAAUCGUGUGGCUUGAGCAUGAAGAUUCGAAGCGGCUGAGGCGCCAGUACGCUGUCUUUAUCAAGUUGAUGGAGAAAGGCCGAAGAUUUUCAUACAAGAAGCUGAUGGAUCUCUUGGCUUUGCUAUUGGCGCAUAUCGACCUCACCGUACCACCCAGUCCGGAUGACAAACGACGUACUUUGCCAGAUGGCAGGUACACUCUCACCACGAUAGAAACUGCCCUAAUCCGUCCACAGGGGAAGAACAAGGAGCUUUCGUUCCUUAAGAUAAUUCUUACCCAUAACAGUAGUCCAGCGGCGUGCAGGAACAUUGUCAGUCACUUUGCGGAUGCAGAGCCCGACGCUGGCCUCACGAAUCCGAUCUGUAAAGCUCUGGAAGAGGGCCUUAGAGUGGCACCUGCUAAUCUCUGCGCUCCAUUUCUGGAGGCAACAUUGAUAUUCUGUCGCCGAGGUCCUGACGAGACUAAAAUCGCCGACUUGAUCGACUUCGUCUCUAAAGGAGUCGAAACCAUCAACAACAGCGGUGGCCGUGAGCAUCUCUCGUUCUUCACGAGCAUUAUGGGCAGCCGCAAUGACCGGCUUGGACUCAACGAAGCCUGGUUCUUGACUCGUCUCAUCGACACCGUGCCCGACUGGGCUCCCACUCUGCUCAUUUUUCCAGAGAGAGCGGUCCGAAACAUGACUCUGGAAGUCCUGAGGCAGAUUCUGUUCAGCGGCGAAACGGAAGAAAUGGGCGACGAUUGGCAGACGCAUCAAACUGAAGUUGCCAGAAAGUUGGUCCAUGCCAGCGUUGACAGGUUGCGGAAAACAUACGUCAAUGUCCCCGGGUGUAAUGUGGAAUCAAGAUCUGUGGAGUCCAUCCGCACCGUGAUUGAGCAUUGCCUGAGCACGUACUUUGGAGACAGCGAGGAAGACCAGGAGGCUGUUUUACAGGCUCACGAAACGAUCGGAGCCGUUGAAGACUUGGUUGUUGAUGUGCCAGAAGAGCUGGCGUCUGAAGACUGGGAGGAUAACUCCGUUAUGGCCAGCGAUUCGGAGAUGGGACUAGCGGGUUCUCCGUAACCCUGCGUCCGGCAAUGCGCUGAAGUGUUUCACUUGUAUCACAUAUGAGAGACGAAUUUAUGAUAAAACGCUUUUUGUGUGCUUAUGGCCUGCAUCUAUCGGCGUUUCCUUCCCUCGGCUCUAAUAGAAUUGGGCCUUUACUUCCGUUCCGGCUACUGUUGCUUUGCGUGUCGGUUGCUUUUCUCGCGAUGCCCUUUUGUUUUCAUACCAUGUGUUAAUCUUGCGAGGACUGUGUAGUUGUUUUACAAGGCCUAUUGUGAGUUUUCUGGGAGAAUGCUGGUUUCUGCAACCUUGCCGUCAUGGUUUCAUACACCCGAUGGAGUGCCAUUGAUAGGCGGGUAGUUUGAUUAGACACGCCAUGCUUCGGAAUGUGAUACUGCACACGUGUUGGCUCCAAAUCUGAUAUGACUUCUGAGGACUUUUUAUCCAUUCCAAAAGGACUAUUCUAAU
Messenger RNA from Aspergillus sclerotioniger CBS 115572, 8387 nucleotides. Its product is annotated as putative ubiquitin C-terminal hydrolase. NCBI's taxonomy places the organism in Eukaryota, Fungi, Ascomycota, Eurotiomycetes, Eurotiales, Aspergillaceae. The record is from RefSeq and is a predicted model, not a curated record. Bases 378 to 7937 code for a protein of 2519 amino acids. Gene Ontology annotation, cellular component: cytosol; nucleus. Gene Ontology annotation, molecular function: cysteine-type deubiquitinase activity; cysteine-type endopeptidase activity. Gene Ontology annotation, biological process: protein deubiquitination. The transcript has 11 exons.